AUGGCAUGUCUCAAAGGAGACGCUUUGCUAGCCAUAAAGGGUUAUGACAUAUCCUCAGAAAUUAUGAUUUCAUACGAAAAGUCCUUAUUGAGAAGUUCGAACAACCGCACAUCAUCAAGAAAUUGCUCUACAAUGAAUUGCAUUCUAUCAAGAAGAAUGACCGUGAAUGCGAAACUUAUUCAAAGAAACGAAGAAGUUACAAGAAGCCAAUAUCUUGACAUUAUGAAGGAGCAAAAAUUAACUAAAAAUAAAAUUAAUCCACGAAUUAAUUCACGAUAUUUUCCAGAAGAAACUUCGGCUCUAACUAUAACGACUCCGCAAACAUAUACAAAAGCUAAUACGACGAAGGUAAAUAUGCAAGAAGCUUCAAAUAAAGUCGUAGUUUUAUUCGAUAGUAGUGCUCAAGUAAUUUGUAUAUCAAAGAAACUAUCAAAGAGACUAAACCUAGAAGAUGUUGAUUACGAGCAAGUGAAGCUUGCAACAUUUGGUAACAGGAGAUCUCAACAAUCCAUUGCAGCCAAAGUACAAAUUGGAAUAAAAACUAUUGAAGCAAAAAUUAUACCUAUUAUAGCUACAGUAGUCAAUUAUUUAACAAGGUUUUCUUUAAUCAACACAAUAGUCGGCCCAAUGAUUGUUGGAAGCGGAUAUAUGGACAACCAUGGUAAUCGCCUCAACAAGAUGGUUUAUGACCCACACGAAAAAACACAUACUGAAUGUUGUUCCGUCCAGAAUGAGAAGCAAACCACUGUUACACCUAGUAAUAUGGGCAUUCCAGAGAUUGAUCUAUUCUGGAAGUUGGAAUUCAUAGGAAUACAAGAUCAACCUAAUUUGCAUGAGGACGAACAAUCUUUAGAAAGAGAAAAUAAGGAAAUCGUUUUUCAAGAAAAAUAUCACCGAAAACAAUGGCAGAUACCAAGUGCUUAG
This is a messenger RNA of Loa loa (African eye worm), 924 nucleotides long. RefSeq lists its product as hypothetical. The transcript has 4 exons. Bases 1 to 924 code for a protein of 307 amino acids. The record is from RefSeq and is a predicted model, not a curated record. NCBI's taxonomy places the organism in Eukaryota, Metazoa, Nematoda, Chromadorea, Rhabditida, Onchocercidae.